Eutrema salsugineum is the source of this 1126-nucleotide messenger RNA. RefSeq lists its product as uncharacterized. Gene Ontology annotation, molecular function: protein binding. Lineage: Eukaryota; Viridiplantae; Streptophyta; Magnoliopsida; Brassicales; Brassicaceae. Bases 145 to 822 code for a protein of 225 amino acids. The record is from RefSeq and is a predicted model, not a curated record. The transcript is spliced from 7 exons.
AUGGAAUAUUGAAAACUCAAAUCGACUCUCCGUCAUCGGAGGAGCUAGUGAGAAAACAAACUCCGUUUUCAAUCCCCAAUUCGACUCCCUAAUCCUCAAUCUCCCGUUGAUUGUCUGAGAAAGAUUGGUAGAAAGUGGGAUAUAAUGAACUCAAUCGAAGAAACGAGCCCUGACUCGACCAACGAUGGCACCGUCGAGAUCACACACAAAACCAUCGGCCCAUCUCGGCCAUCUCGAAUUCGAGUGGCGUCUCAUAUCAAAGUCCGUGAUUUGAGGAAUGCGAUUGCGGAAAAGGGUCGAUUUCCCGUCGCAAAUUUGAGGAUGAUUCUGCGUGGAAAGACACUGCAAGACGAGGAAGAUGGAGAUGAUCUGUACGUUACGCUCAAGAACGAAGAUUCCUUGAUCGUUGCGGUCGUACCAAAGCGACCAGCUGGAGUUGAGACCUAUGAUGAUGAUGAUGAUGACGAUGAAUUGAAGUUUCAGCUCCCGCCGUCAGCAAAUCGGUGGAAGAGGAAGCUCUACUACUUUCUGCGUAAUAAGUUGAAGCUUCCCGAUAUCAUACUUAUGGGACUUUUCUCUCUAAGUCCAAAGAUGUGGGUUAUUAUCACCUUGUGGUUUUUCCUGGCGCCUCUUGCCCAUCGCUGGGACCUUGGGCCUAUAUUUAUACUAGGGACUGGAUUCUCAAUCAUUUUGCUUAAUCUUGGUAAACGACAACCCGGUGAUGUCAGCGCAUAUUCCAUAUUCAACGAGGAUUUUAGAGAGCUUCCGGGUACAUAUAAUGCAGAACGAAUAGACCGGGACAUACGAGCAGGCCAGAUAUGAUCCAAAUUUGCAUCGAAACCAUUACAUGUUAAGAUUCACAUCAACGGUUCGAACAAAACUUGUACCCAAUAUGGAACCAGAAGAAAAGAUUAGUGCUUUUGUCUCGCCAGAUUGAGACACGACACAAAGCAUUACAGUACUUGAGACCAAAAUUCCUAUUAAUGUAAAUGAGAUCUAAUCUUUUUAAUUCCAUGAUCAAUGGUCAGUGGUUGUACUAGAAAGUCUAGAAUAUUGAUAUUACUUUUUCUUAUAAAAAAUGUAAGAUACGUGUUUUGAAAUAUGUACUAGAAUGUUGAUAUUAUUA